Messenger RNA from Diaporthe citri, 1152 nucleotides. RefSeq lists its product as uncharacterized. The coding region runs from base 1 to 1152 and encodes 383 amino acids. The transcript has a single exon. NCBI's taxonomy places the organism in Eukaryota, Fungi, Ascomycota, Sordariomycetes, Diaporthales, Diaporthaceae. The record is from RefSeq and is a predicted model, not a curated record.
AUGUCUGACGUGGACAACGCCGGGUACCGGCUUUUGUCGUUCAAGUAUACCCCGACGAAGCCGGUAAAAAGAGACGACCAGGCGGGUGCUGACGACAAAUCUGGUCAUCACAACCACGACAAGACCCGCACUCCACCACGAACAACCGGCGGAGAAUCAGAGUUGCCUUCGCUCUCGUCUCUCGCGGCGGCACUGCCAGCCGUCGAUACCAAAACCCCAUCACACGGCCAGGAUGGGCCCAGCGUGUCGGACACGGAUGAGGAUGCAGAAACAGCAACAGAUGCAGAGGGGGAAGGGGUAGCUGCCCCAGGUCCUCCAGUGCCCAGCUUUCACUUAUUCGGGGAUCUUCCUCCGGAGCUUCGCAUCAAGAUAUGGCACCUGACCUUCCUGCCUCGCGUCGUCGAGCUGCAUCCCACCAGGCCGAACUACGCCCGUGACAUUGGCCGUCAGCAGCAGUGGCAGUCCGCCUGCAGCAACCCAGCAGCCUUAUCCGUCUGCUCCGAGGCCCGCCAGAUCGCCCUGGGCCACUUCCGCAUCGCCUACCCUCUCGCCGCCAUCACAGCCCAGCAGGAGGACACGCAGGCCCCGUUCUCCAGGUACGUUGUGGAGAUCGGCACGUACAACUUCUCCGGCGCCAGCACCAAUGGGAAGGCCAGCCUCCGCCGGCGCACGCUGCGCAUCUCGCCCGACAACGACACGGUCGCGCUGCUUGGCCAGGACACCGACUUCGCCAAACUUUCACGGCUGCUCGACUCGUUCCGAGACGCCGACCCACAAGGGCUCGGCAUAGGCAGCCUGGCGCUGAGCACAAGGGGCUGGGGCUACGGUGGAUCAGCCGCCAUGAUGAGGGGCCUGGACCAAAGUAUCUUGAAGGACCUGGACCAGUUGACGCUUUUUAUAUACGGGGAGCCACUGCCGCCCCCGGAGUGGACAGUCAAGGGGGCGAGCUUAGACGAGGAGUCCUUGAGGCGGUUCAGGGAGACCGGGAACCGGUGCGAGCUAGUCCCCUGCGAAGGCAGCAAUGCUUGGUAUGCAUAUAGGCUGUGGAGCGGUGGGAAGGGCCGGCAGUUCUGGGACAAUGAUGGGAAGAUCAUGCGAGUGGGAAGGAACGAGUUGAAAAUCAUGGACCUGAAGUUCUCGGACGGGUGGUGA